ACUCUCUCACUCGCCGGCCAGCUGAGCAGGAGAGAUGGAGGGAGUCAGAUAAGUGUCCUGUAAUCUGCUAUUUCUGAAAAAAAAAAAUUUGUGCUGCUCCAGACAACACACAUAUGCACACACUCACACAGCCACCCAGGAACUGUCCAAGAGCCAUGUCUGCAGCUGAUCUCUACACCAAGCUGACUAGGGUGUGGGUCCCGGAUCCCGAGCAGGUCUGGGUGCCUGCUCAGUUGAGCCAUGAUUACCGAGACGGAGAUGACUGCCUCCACCUUCAGCUCUCAGACGGAACAGAGGUGCAGUACGUUGUGGCCCCCGGGCCCCCCCCUGGCCUGCCCCCCCUUCGGAACCCUGAUAUUCUGGAGGGGGAGAAUGACCUCACUGCCCUGAGCUACCUGCACGAGCCGGCCGUGCUGCACAACCUGCGAGUGCGCUUCCUGGACUACAGCAGCAUCUACACCUACUGCGGCAUCAUUCUGGUGGCCAUCAACCCCUACGAGCAGCUGCCGAUCUACGGGGAGGACGUGAUUGAUGCCUACAGCGGGCAGAACAUGGCAGACAUGGACCCACACAUCUUCUCUGUGGCAGAGGAGGCAUAUCGCCAGAUGGCACGGGAGGAGAAGAACCAGUCCAUCAUUAUCAGCGGAGAGUCCGGGGCGGGGAAAACCGUCUCAGCCAAAUUCACCAUGAGGUACUUCGCUGCUGUAGGGGGGUCAGUACGGGAGACAAGCGUGGAGGAGAGGGUGCUGGAGUCCAACCCCAUCAUGGAGGCGAUCGGGAACGCAAAGACGACGCGGAACGACAACAGCAGCCGCUUCGGAAAGUACAUCGAGAUCGGAUUCGGGCGCAAGGGUGACAUCAUCGGAGCCAACAUGAGGACCUACCUGCUGGAGAAAUCCAGGGUCAUCUUUCAGACUACAGAAGAGAGAAACUACCACAUAUUCUACCAGCUGUGUGCUUCCAGACACCUGCCUGAGCUCAGCGCGCUGGGGCUGCGUCGCGCGGAAGAGUUCCAGUACACGAGCCAGGGCGGGAAUGUUCAGAUCCCGGGGACUGAUGACGCCGCCGAUCUGGAGCGAACCAGGAAUUCCUUCAGUGUGCUGGGUGUGCGCCCCGGCCUGCAGAUGGAGCUCUUCCGGAUCCUGGCAGCGAUCCUGCACCUCGGGAACGUAAGGAUCCAGAGCAGCGGGCGAGACGGCGAGCGCUGCAGCGUCAACGCGGAGGACCGGUCCCUGCAUCUCUUCUGCCAGCUGCUGGCUGUGGAGCGCUCUCAGAUGGCUCACUGGCUGUGCCACCGACGGCUGGCGGUUGCCGGGGAGAUGCUGGUGAAGCCGAUGGGAUGGCAGCAGGCGUGCGAGGCACGGGACGCCCUCUCCAAGCACGUGUACGGGCAGCUGUUCACCUGGACAGUCGGCCGGCUCAAUGGGGCCCUGCAGGCACAGCGCAGACAGCCACACUCCUUCAUUGGGGUCCUCGACAUCUACGGGUUUGAAACGUUUGAGAAGAACAGUUUCGAGCAGUUUUGUAUAAAUUACGCCAACGAGAAGCUACAGCAGCAGUUCAAUCGGCACGUCUUCCAGCUGGAGCAAGAGGAGUACUUGAGGGAGGAGAUCCCAUGGACCCGCAUCGAGUUCAGCGACAACCAGCCGUGCAUCGAGCUGAUCGAGGGCAAACUGGGAGUACUGGACCUGCUGGACGAGGAGUGCAGGAUGCCCAGGGGGUCUGACGAGAGCUGGGCCCAGAAGCUGUACGAGCGGCACCAGAACCAGAACCCACACUUCAGCAAGCCUCGCCUCUCCAACACCGCCUUCAUCAUCCUGCACUUCGCUGACACGGUGCAGUAUGAGUGCGAUGGCUUCCUAGACAAGAACAGAGACACCGUCUUUGAGGAGCCAAUCAACAUUCUCAAAGCCAGCAAGUCGGAGCUGGUGGCAGAGCUGUUCCAAGAGUCAGGAGGGGAUGGCCCACCCCUCCCUGGAGUGACGACUGCAGUGCCCAAUGGGAGCCUGCGGUCCAGCAGGAAGGGCGGGAGCACGGCACGCAGGGAGCACAAACAAACUGUGGGCUUUCAGUUCCGGCAAUCCCUGCAGCUCCUGAUGGGAACUCUCAACUCCACAACCCCUCACUACGUGCGCUGCAUCAAACCCAACGACCUCAAGCAGCCCUUCCUAUUCGACCCGAAGCGUGCAGUCCAGCAGCUCCGGGCCUGUGGGGUUCUGGAGACCAUUCGGAUCAGCGCCGCCGGCUACCCUUCCAGGUGGACGUACCCCGAGUUCUUUAAGCGGUACCGGGUGAUGAUGCAGUGUCGUGACCCGGGUUUGGAGGACAGGCAGGCAGCGUGCCGGGCCGCCCUGGGCUCCCUAAUUCCAGACCGGGAUCAGUACCGCUUCGGGAAAACAAAGAUCUUCUUCCGGGCGGGCCAGGUGGCGCUCCUGGAGAAGCUGAGAGCCAGCCGGCUGCGUGCCGCCUGCGUGGAGGUGCAGAGGAGGGUGCGAGGCUGGCUGGAGCGCAAGCGCUACCAACACACCCGCCAGGCAGCACUGACACUGCAGAACUACACCAGGGGCUGGCUGGCACGGAGGCUGGCACACAGUCUGCGCUACACCAGGGCAGCGCUGGUUCUGCAGAAGAGCUACCGGAUGGUCCAGGUGCGGCGGCUGUACCUGCUGAUCCGCUCCGCCGCUGUCACCAUCCAGGCCUUCGCACGAGGAGCGCUUGCACGCUGCCUCUACCGGCAGCUGCGUGCGGAGAGGACGGCUGUGCUCCUGCAGGCUCGUGUGCGGGGCUGGUCUGCGCGCCGUUCUUUCCUGCGUGUUCGCGGGGCCGUGCUGUACCUGCAGUGCUGCUACCGGCGCAUGCGAGCGCGCAGAGAGCUGAAGCAGCGACGCAUGGAGGCCCGCUCUGUGGAGCACUACCGACAGCUCAACAAGGGCAUGGAGGUCAAACUGAUGCAGCUUCAACGCAGGGCAGACGAGCAGUCCCGGGAGAGCAGCCUCCUGAAGGAGCGUCUAUCCCAGGAGCGAGCGGCUCACUGCACUGAGCUGGCACGCCUGCAGGGGGAGCUCUCGAGGCUGGCAGGCAGCGUCCAGGACGAGGCUCGGAGCACAGCCCUGGCACAGGAACUGAGCGCCCUGCGAGGGGAGAGGGAGCGAGAGAGAGAGGAGCAGAGGAGUGCAGAGCAGAGGGCGGCCCAGGAGAUCACUCGGCUCACGCAGGCCGUGGAGUCUCUUCAGAGAGAGAAAGCUGCUGUGAUACAAGAGAGGGAGAAACUGAACACCUCCUUACAAGAGCACGAGAGAGCGCGUGAAGAGCGUCUCAGUCAGCAGGUGGCGCUGGUGAGCUCCGGGCUGCGUGCGGAGUUGGAGGAGGAGCGCGGCCGGUACCAGGGUCUUCUGAAAGAGUUCUCCCGUCUGGAGCAGCGAUACGAGAACCUGAAGGACGAGAUGACCUUCAGCGAGAGGUUCCUGGGUCAUAGGAGGAAUGCGUCCUCACAGAGCCUGAUUCUGGAUAUCAGCCCGCCCAUCCCAGCCGGGUCCAGUGAGAGAGAGGCCAGAACCAGCGUGACAUCCCCAGAACGGCAGCGCAGAGUUACCGUGACAUCACCAGAACUGGAGCGCAGAGUCACCAUGACAUCACCGGAACGAGUGCGCAGAGUCACUGUGACAUCACCAAGCAGCCCCAUAGCAACCUCUCCUGCGGACUCUUUAUUGAAUGCGGUCGGCUUGUUUAAAGAUGGGCGAAUGAGGGAGGAGGAUCUGAGACACGCCUACGAUGCUGUGCGCGUGGCCAACAAGUUCCUGGAGUCCCAGCUGGUGUCCCAGCGGCAGCAGUGGGACAGCGAGACGGAGGCUCUGCGGCUGCAGGUUGGAGCUCAGAAAGAGGAGAUGGACAGGCAGAGCCAGGCACUGGCACACACUCUCACACUGCCCCCCGGGACAAGCCUGCAGCUCGGGCUACAGGAACAACUCGCACACCUGGCAGCCGACAACCUGGAGCUGAUGGAGCAGGUGGAGAGUCAGGAGCAGGUCUCUCGCAGGCUCAGGAGGGAGCUGCACUCGCUGAAGCAGGCCGGCUGGGGCUCUGCAGGACCAGCUCGAGGGAUGGAGGUUCUCUCUGGAGGGAAUGCCAUGCCCGCUCCUCACAAAGAAGCCAAGCUUCAGGGCCUGCUGGAGUGCAGGAGGGAGGACGAGGCGCGGCUGAUCAAGAACCUCAUUACAGGCCUGCGCCCGGAAGUGACUCGAACCCUGACACCAGGGCUGCCAGCUCACAUCCUGUUCCUGUGCAUGAGGCAGGCGGACUGGCGAGGAGAGGAGCAGCGAGCACGCGCGCUGUGCACCGCCACCGUCACUGCCAUCAAGGGGGCGCUCAAGAAACACUCCGACGACUUUCAGUUGGCGGCUUUCUGGCUCUCCAACACUUGCCUGCUGAUGCACCUGUUGAGACAGUUCAGCCCUGGAGAGAGUUCUCAGACAGAUGAGCAGACGUUGCUGACCUUUGACCCGAGUGACCUGCGCAAAGCCCUGAGUGACCUGUCCAUCCAGACCUAUCAGCAGCUGAUCCGUAUCGCAGAGAGCAGGCUGCAGCCCAUGAUCGUGCCGGCGAUGCUGGAGAGUGAGACGAUCCCAGGGCUGUCCAGCGGAGGGAAGAGUCUGGGGUCCCACAAACGAGCGGCGAGCGGGGCUAGGGAGAAGGGGGAGGGGGUGCAGCCCCACACGAUGGACUCCCUCCUGCGAGAGCUCAGCUCCCUGCACCACACUCUGAGCCACCAGGCUCUCCACCCUGAAGUGUGCAGACAGGCCUUCCGCCAGAUCAGCCACCUGCUCACAGCCACCACCCUCAACAACCUGCUGCUCAGGAAGGACAUGUGCAGCUGGAGCAAGGGGCUGCAGAUCAGGUACAAUGUGAGUCAGCUGGAGGACUGGCUGCGCGGCCGCUCCCUGAAGCUAGGUGGCGCUGUGGAUUCCCUGGAGCCGCUGAUCCAGGCCGCCCAGCUCCUGCAGGUCAGCAAGCGCUCAGAGAGUGAUGCGCGGGCCAUCGAGGAGACCUGCACUGCCCUGUCUCCUCCGCAGAUUGUGAAGAUCCUCAGCCUGUACACACCCCUCAAUGAGUUUGAGGAGAGAGUCACUCUGAACUUCAUCCGCUCCGUGCAGGCUCUGCUGAAUGAGCGGCCCGGGGGGAAGGCUCGCCAGCUCCUGAUGGAUGUGCGCCAUGUUUUCCCGGUCACCUUCCCCCCCUCCCUCUCCCCCUCCCCCAGCCAGCAGCCAGAGCAGCUCCAGAUCCCAGACAGCCUCAACCUGGCCUUCCUGAGGCGGGUCUGAGGGGUGAGGAGUGUGCUCUCCCACUGCCUGCACUGACCCGCAGCAUGUCAGGGGUAUUCAGAGAUGUGUGCAGUAUAUUAACAUUCACAUACACUGCUGGCUCCCAAUCUCCUUGCCUCACAACUUUGUUUUGUGUGUCAGAAUGAAAGUUUACAUUUUUUUUUUGCUUUGUUUGUGUACCAACUAAUACUAAUAAAAAUAACAAAUCUCUCACUGGGACAACUGAAA
Messenger RNA from Acipenser ruthenus (sterlet), 5546 nucleotides. RefSeq names its product unconventional myosin-Vb. The record is from RefSeq and is a predicted model, not a curated record. NCBI's taxonomy places the organism in Eukaryota, Metazoa, Chordata, Actinopteri, Acipenseriformes, Acipenseridae. Gene Ontology annotation, molecular function: ATP binding; microfilament motor activity; actin filament binding. The transcript has 35 exons. Bases 114 to 5318 code for a protein of 1734 amino acids. Gene Ontology annotation, cellular component: myosin complex; vesicle; actin cytoskeleton. Gene Ontology annotation, biological process: vesicle transport along actin filament; actin filament organization.